This is a messenger RNA of Gambusia affinis (western mosquitofish), 2540 nucleotides long. RefSeq names its product zinc transporter ZIP9. Gene Ontology annotation, cellular component: membrane. Lineage: Eukaryota; Metazoa; Chordata; Actinopteri; Cyprinodontiformes; Poeciliidae. Gene Ontology annotation, biological process: transmembrane transport; zinc ion transport. The transcript is spliced from 7 exons. Gene Ontology annotation, molecular function: metal ion transmembrane transporter activity. The record is from RefSeq and is a predicted model, not a curated record. The coding region runs from base 356 to 1270 and encodes 304 amino acids.
GAAGAUACCAUAAUACCGUGUACCAUCGCGCAUAGUGAAACCGAGUGAGGCGAGGUUAGACCUCAGCCCUUGUUUAGAGGUGGGAGAUGAGCAACCACGGGCUGUUGGUCUUUGGUUCUAUGAGAUGGUUUGUGGAGGCGGGCUGUGGCGGUGAAGGAGGUUCUCCUGUAUGAGGGACAGGGAGACGGAGGUGCGACGUGGAAACCCGCAGAGCCGUGUCUAUUUCCUGAAGUAAACAAAUGAAGUUGCGGUGAAACAAUGAGAGGAGACUUUCAGUUUUCAGAGCAAUCUGAUCUGCUGACAUGAAAUGAGACUCGGCUAACGGAGUUAGAACUUGAAGGAAAAUUCCGUCGCCAUGGACGAGGGACUGACUAUUACUUGUAUAUCUGUAGCGAUGUUUGUGGGCACCUUCCUACUAGGAUUCAUCCCACUGUUGUUCCGACUCUCUGAGAAAAGCCUGCAGUUUGUGUCCAUCCUGGGGGCGGGUCUGCUGUGCGGCACAGCACUGGCCAUCACCAUCCCAGAGGGUGUGGGCUUACUGGAGGAUUCGUGGAGCGAGUCCUCCUCUGACGCUCCAUCUGGCCUGAAUGCUAGUAAAAAAACUGCACCUUCCACUAAAGGAAGCGCCCCACCUCGCUUUUAUAUCAGCGUGGCUUUGACGUUCGGGUUUACCUUCAUGUUUGUUGUUGAUCAGAUUGGAGGAUACAUUUCCACACGUGGUCAAGCAGCACAUUUGUUGAAUAAGAAACACAUCACAGCCACUCUGGGGCUGGUUAUCCAUGCUGCAGCUGAUGGAUUUGCUCUAGGCGCUGCCGUCGCCACAGGUCAAGCCACCGUACAAGUGAUUGUUUUUUUUGCGGUCAUUUUACACAAGGCUCCUGCUGCUUUUGGUUUGGUUUCUUUCCUGAUGCAUUCAGGCCUUGAGAAGAAAGACAUUCAGGGACAUUUACUGGCCUUCUCAGCAGCUGCGCCCAUAGUCUCUAUCAGCACUUACUUCAUACUGCAGGCGACUGGAAGUUCCUCUCAUAACCAGAUGAGUGCAACAGGAGUGGGAAUGCUGUUCUCGGCAGGGACUUUUCUUUAUGUUGCCACGGUGCACGUUCUUCCUGAGAUCAGCAGUAGCAGCACAGCAGAAUCACUCUCUAACCUGCAAGAGGAAACAGGAGCAGAAACACACAAGACAAGAUAUCUGGGGCUCCUGGAGAGCCUCACCCUCAUCCUUGGUGUGGGGCUCCCAGUCAUAUUGGCCCUCAGCUUGCACGAUGACUGACAGAGAGUUUACUUCGAAGGAUGCAGAAUAGUACUUCCAAAACAAGUGCUUUUUGUUUACUUGUACUGGAAACUCAGCUGAGGGAUAGCGGCGUAUAAAAUAUCCAAAUCCUUUCAAAACCUGAAAAGCUUUGUUGAUCCAAGAACAAUGGCAGUGCUCAAGGCUUAGGUCAGUAUGAACCAGAACCACGCCCAUGAGGAACAAUCUAACGAUGAGAUAUGUGGAUGGGUUUUCCUUCAUUCUGCAAAAUACUACAUCCUACCAAGUAUUUUUGGUCUAGCUUCUACUGGAAAUAUCUUUUUACACUUGAAAUAAGACAAAACUAACAUACAAGUAACUUUAGAGCAAGAUAGGGGAGGUGGUUAUAAGUCAGUAAUUUCUUAAUAUCGAUGGAAAAGUACUGCCAGUUGAACAAAACAUUAAAAUGUCUAGAUAUAUCUAGUACUUUCCAUCAGUAUUAAAGAAUUAUUGACUUAAAAUAAGUUCAUUUAUUGUGCUUAAAAGUUGCUUGUAAGUUAGUUUUGUCUUAUUUCAAAUGUACUAAGAUAUUUCCAGUAGAAACUAGACCAAAAAUACUUGGUAAGAUGUAGUAUUUUUGCAGUGAAGACAGAAUGAAGAAAAACUUGUCCACAUUUCUCAGCGUUAGGUUGUUCCUCAUGAGUGUGCUUCUGGCUCAUACUAACCUAACCCUUGACAACUCCCAUUGUUCUUGGAUCAACAAAGCUCUUCAGGUUUUGAAAGGACUUGGAUACUUUAUACACCACUAUCCCUCAGCUGAGUUUCCAGUACACGUAAACAAAAAGAGGGACAUUUGUUAUUUGUUACGAAGCUGUAUAAUUUUUUAAAAAUGAAACCGUGGUCAGGGGGUAGAUUUACAAGAAGAACAAGAUAAUAAAUUGAUACUGUCAUGUGCACAGUAUGCGACCUAGUUUGCACAGUUUGUACUAGUUUUGUGUUUAUUACUAAGAGUUUGACAGGAAAAAGUGCAAGUUGGAGAAUCAGAGAGAAACAUUCCUCCUCAUGAUUCCUCAGAAACAGACUCAUUGUCUUUUAUUUCUUGUCUUGGCCGAAAUGCCAAAUGUGACACCUGAACUACGUAAAACCGUUUUUUUGGAGCCAUAUUAUUUUAUAACUUAAUGUUUUCAAUAGUGGCUGUUUGAUUUAUUUUUAAGAAUGUAUUUUAAAAGUUUGGCUCUAUAAAGCUGUCUCUACUUAAAAUGUGCAAUAAUCGUUAAAAUAAACUGCAACACCAUAAAUUUCACACUGAAAA